AAAACGUCAAUUGUGUAUUUGACAUUGUGCUUUAUUGUUUUCUUCGUUAUUCGGUUUGUUUUGAUAUUUGACGAGCAACACAAAAACAAAAGAGCAAGAGCGGAGUACGCCUACAGUGGAUGAUUUUUGUUUCUGAGCGCAACGAAAGCAAAUAACACUAUUGUUUCUAAACAUUUUGAGUUUGUAGUUUGCUGAGUGACUCGUGGUGUUUUCAAUAAUUUUAGUAUUUUUUCUAGGCACGUGUAAUCAUGUGUAUGUAGAUCCAUAUGUAAAUAGUACUUUAACGAAAAGAGAGAAUUUUCUGUCGUCUGCAUUGCAUGCAUUUGGUUUGAGCAUAUGUAUGAUAAAAAGUACGAACAGUUGUUGUACUUUUAUGGCUGUGAACAGGUCAUGUUUGCACAUAUUCUCGUUGGGGGAAACGGCGGACUUGUAACGCAAUGCAAAGCGGAUGCAUAGAGGUGCAAGGAAGCAAAUUGAAUUUUCAUGGCAUUAAAUUGAGCUCAAUGUGAUGUGAUAUAGAAAGUGAAGUGAUAUAUGGAAAUUUCUAAUGAAAUAUACUUGCAAAGUAAUAUUAAAUCGUUUGUGACACCCUGAGUGUUAUUAGAAGAAGCGAAACGUUAUUAGUGAAGCUGCAAUUAAGAGUAGUGGUGUACGUGAGUGGACCAACUUCCGUGUCAACUAGACAUUUGGUUUGUUAUCUCUACAAAAUUAUGAAUUAUUUGUAAAUGCGUAUCAAAUGAUUGUUGACAGAACUGAAUGUAACGAAAUGAUGAUCAUGUUAAUAUGUAUGUCAUAAAAGCACUGCAAUGCAUUGUGACAGCUGAGACAAAAGCGUAGUUGCUUGCAUAGAAUAUUAAAAAUAAAUAAUUUUAUUUUUAUAACUGUGAAGAGUCUAGUUUUUUUUCCAUGCCAUGCACCGCAAUCGUUUCAUACGCUACAGCUCGAUAUACUGACUCUCAACACACAACUUUUUACGCCAAAAUGAAACAAUUUAAAAUAAAUAAUAAUAUUCAUUGAAUAAAAGUGGAAAUAAAAUAAAAAAUUUGCAUAAAUUUUUCUGACUCUCACAAAUGUCAUUUUUAAAAUUCUUCAUCCACCUCAUGUACUGCUAAAACAAACCACUGGAUAACCACACUCAGUCCGCAUAAAAAAAAAUAACUAAAUACGAAAAUAACCAAACAAAAUAGAAGCAUUGCGCCAUAACUUAGGCACCCAGCCAUCCAUAUGUAUUGCUUACAUUGCCGACGACUUGUACGCAACAAAAAAAUCAAGAAAUAUUGCGAUAACACAAAACUAGCGAUAACGCAAGCAAGAAAAACAACGAGGGCAACAACAACAAUAGCUCGAUUUAGUGACAAUCGUUGUACUUAGUUCAAAAGCAACGACAACAAAAACAUUAGACUGACAAGAUGCAAGGGGUGAAGAGGGUGGUAGUCUUCUGCAUACUGAUCGUCAUACUGCCGUCCGCUUUGAUAAUCAUACCGCUCUACCUACGCCGCACCGCCUUCGCUGACGUUAUUUAUCCCGUUGCCGAAUCGGAUAUAAUUGAGAUACGAGAUGGUAUAUCUUCGAUAUUCUGCCAACAACAUUCGCUACGCAUGAAUUCAAACUUCAAUGCAUUUCAGUUGCGCAGCAAGCCCGAAGUCUCCACAAAUCGUAAGCACAUACGACUAAAGAAAUCUAUGACGCUGCCUGAUGAUACAUUGGAAUAUUGGGGCUUCUAUCUGUUGAAGGGCGCUAAAGUGCACCUGAAAUUUUGUUCACGCUACGACGGCUCGCGUAUAUUAGUGGUUAAAGGGCAACGUAACCUGAAUACUUGCGGUCUACUCGAUCACAAUCAGAACAAAUUGGGUGCAAACUUCGCGCAUGGACAUGAACAGGUGAAGGUAUUCUUUGAGGAUAUACGAGAAAUGGGGGACACGGUGCCGGUCGAUGAAGUGGCGUCUGACAAGAAAACAGUCGACAAUCACAUGGAAGAGGAGAAUCACGGCGGUGAGGAUUCCAGUGAAGACGCGGAGGAAGAAGCAUUCCAGCGUGCUAAAAUUGCAGCGGCGGUGGAAGCAGCGGCUGCAGCGCUGGCCGUGCCGCCACAAAAAUUGGAAAUGAAUAGCACACAACCAACUACAGUGAAGUCAUCAAAGGUACGCGGCAAGAAAUUGAAGAAGGGCUCAGUGAGUUCGCCGCGUAAUCGUAGACUGCCGUCAAAUGCGCCCGCCACUGCAUCCACACACAGGCUAACAAAGCGCGAGAAUUCACCAGCAGCGAAUCAAAACGUGACAAACGCUUCAGAUGCGACAUUUUUGCAGCGCCAUCAAACAGCGGCGGCACAACGGAAACAGGAAGUGUACGAUCAACUGUAUAAGCUGCGCCGACGCAGCAAGCGCGAACAUGUUUACGAUCGUAAAUAUAGUCAUGGUGGCAAUGCGAUUAACUUCACGAUCACUGAUGAGUCUAACUCGGUGUCGAGCUUCGAAACGGGUCUAUUCAACUGCUUCAACGGCACCAUACUACUGGCGGAGGGUUUCGCACCCUCAGCCGAGUGCGUUAAUGCGCAUUUUCUCGAAAAUGGCUCUCAACGCAUGCUAUCCAAGCAUGAGAUCACCGAGGAUGGUUAUUACUAUUAUAUAUUCUACAGCGACAACGAUCUGGUGCGCAACGACAUACAUGCCAUAUUCGAUAUUUACAAACCGACAUUUCAAUAUUCCAAUCUAAGCGAUUUGCAGGGUUGUGUAAAUGUGACGAACUGCACCUUUCCCAUCGGUUUUCUGUCCGACGAAAUGGUCAUCGUGGAGGUGCCGACGCGUGAUGGCAUCGAACACGAAGAGGACGACAUCACCUACCUGAUCUCAACUUGUCAUCCGCGCACGGCCGUCUACGCGAUUUUUCCUAUUGCGGUGCUGAUACUGAUAUUAAGUUGCUCAUUUUUAUAGAAGUGGCGUGGCGCGGCUAACCGCCGCUUGCUGUGUCAGCGGAGACAGGCUUAAUUAUAAUUUAGCUAAUGUUUUUUUUAAUUAAUACUUAGUAUAUAGUAUAGAAAAUACAUAAUGCUAUGGGACUAAAUAUCAGAUAAUUGUACACAAUUAGAAAUUUAGUAUAAAAUAGCUAUGUAAUGAAGAGAUCAUCAUUAACCUAAGCGCUUAUAAAUUGGCCAUAAAGCCACAUAAAUGCGUUACUGUGUCACAAACUACAUAAGUAAAUAACAUAACUGAAUAAUUAAUUAUUUUAUAACAUAAAAAACAUGCAUAUAUUGCAGAACGUGAGUGUAAUGAAAUUGAUUGUAUUUUUCGAACAAUUUUAAAAAAUAUUUUAUAAAAAAGAGUGUGCAUUGUAUUUUAUAACUGUUUUUGUAUAGUGCUAGCACACGUAUGUAUGUAUAUGUAAUAUUGACGAUUAUAAAUCAAAUACUAAUAGGGCGAAACGCUUUUAAUAUAUAAAAAAAAAACAAUAA
This is a messenger RNA of Bactrocera oleae (olive fruit fly), 3448 nucleotides long. RefSeq lists its product as uncharacterized. The record is from RefSeq and is a predicted model, not a curated record. NCBI's taxonomy places the organism in Eukaryota, Metazoa, Arthropoda, Insecta, Diptera, Tephritidae.